GCGCGAGAGACGGCGCCUUCCCGCCGGAGCUGUGAGGCAGGACGGAGCUGGGAGACAGCAAAGGCGGAGAGACGCAGAAACAUGGAUGGAGAAGUGGAGAGAGAGAGAGAGAGAGAGAUGACAGGAAAAAUGGAAAGAGUGCAGCCGCGCGACCUGCUCCGUGCUGGACCGGGAGGCGUACAGAGUUUGAGGCGGCAGAGCGGUGACCGCGCGUCGGGGUGGAAACUAACCGGAAGACCGCUGUUGGCAACUCCCGGACCUACCGGACCUAGUGUUUUUUGUUUUGCGUGCCAUCAGCGGAGGAUGCUGUUGCAGCUGUCGGUACAAACCGCCCGGUGGUAGCGCUCGCCCCUUCGGAGUAGCAGCAGCAGCAGCGAGUGACCCCUGUCCGGACGGGUCUUCCCCCGGCUGGGCUCCAGCUCCAGCCGUUUCCCCGGAGAGAGGAAGGACCUCCGGGUUGACGCGCAGCGCUGGUCACGACAGUAAAACUGGACAUUAAUUGUGAGAGGAUUUGGAGGAAUAAUUGCCCCUGCCUGUCCGACUGGAUUGUUAGAUUUGUUUUAAGGUACCCCCCCCCCCGGCGUGGAUUGGUAAUUUCGUUUUUUUCCCCCGGAGGUUUGGAGCGGCUCCGCUUGGGUACCGAGGAGGAGCGGAGCCUGUAGCCGGGCUGGAGCGCUCAGAGCUGGGGAACCGCGCAGCUCUCACCCGGUCCAGAGCGGUGCUGUCGGGCAGAGAGAUGGCGGCGCUGAGAUGGGAGGUCCUGCUGUUCCUGGCAGUCGUUCUGCUGGUCUCCUGCGGCGCUGCGCCCACCGACAUCCUGUAUCGAGUUCCUGAGGAACAGCCACCCAACACGCUGAUCGGUAGCCUGGCGGCGGACCAGGGCCUGCCUGACACUGGCCACCUCUACAAGCUGGAGGUGGGCUCGCCGUACCUGCGGGUCGACGGCAAGACCGGCGACAUCUACACCACCGAGAUCCCCAUCGACCGCGAGACGCUGAGGGACUGCCGCAACCUGUUUGAGGGCGACAAAUGCUUCCUGGAGUUUGAGGUGUCGAUCACAGACAUGGUGAAAGGCAUCAGCAACGGGCCGCGGCUGAUCGAGGGCCGGAUUGAGGUGCUGGACAUCAACGACAACACGCCGCAGUUCUCCUCGCCCAUUCUCAGCUUGUCCAUCCCAGAGAACAUGCAUGUCGGCGCCCUCUUCGCCAUCCCCAUGGCCACCGACAGGGACUCCGGCACUAACGGCGUGGCCGAGUACUCGCUGAGCACCGGUCCGGACGCCGACCAGCUCUUCAGCCUGCAGGUCGCUGUGGACACGGACGAGAAGCUGCCUCAACUGGUCGUCAUGGGCAACCUGGACCGUGAGAAGAAGGAAUCGUACGACCUGAACAUCCGGGUGGUGGAUGGCGGGAAGCCGCCGAGGGCGAGCAGCGCUUUGCUGCGGGUCACAGUCACCGACCAGAACGACAACGCUCCCAAGUUUGAGAGGAGUCACUACGAGGCCGAACUGCCAGAGAACAGUCCGCUGGGUCACUCUGUGCUGCAGGUCAGAGCCAAUGACGCAGACACUGGCAACAACGGAGAGAUCGACUACAGCCUCCAUCAGGCGUCGGAGACUGUCCAGAGGCUUCUGCGCAUUGACCGUUCUACAGGCAUCAUCUACGUCAAGGGCCUGGUGGACCGUGAAGAGGAGAACUUCCUCAAGUUCUUUGUGGUCGCCAAAGAUCGUGGACCCAACUCCAAGAGCUCCAAAGUACUGGUGACCAUCAACGUCAGGGACCAGAAUGACAAUGCACCGGCCAUUGAGAUCCGUGGUAUCGGCCUGGUGAUACACCAGGACGGCGUGGCCAACAUAUCUGAGGACAUGCCCAUUGGCACGCCGGUGGCAUUGGUCCAGGUGUCAGACCGUGACGAGGGGGAAAAUGCGGUGGUGACAUGCGUGGUUGCCGGUGACGUCCCAUUUCAGCUGCGACCUGCGAGUGAGUCAGCCAACGAUCGGAAGAGGAAAUACUUCUUGCAGACAACUACCCCGCUGGAUUAUGAGCGUGUCAAGGAUUACAGGAUUGAAAUCGUUGCUGUGGAUUCUGGGAACCCAGCCCUGUCUAGCACCAACUCCCUCAAAGUCCAGGUCACGGACAUGAACGACAACACGCCGAACUUUUCCCCCGCGUUGCUCGAGGUCGACUUUCCAGAAGGCAACCAGCCAGGUGACAUGGUGCUGGGCGUCACAGCGACAGACGCAGACAGUGGCACCAACGCAGAGCUGGCCUAUAGCAUCAUCGAGCUCUCGGCCAGCAGGCUGUUCGAAAUCGAUUCCAACACUGGAGACAUUCGUGUGAAGAACCUGCUGGAUCGGGAAGAAACUGAUCGUUAUGAGUUCCGUGUGGCGGCAGCAGACAAGGGUGUUCCUAGCAAAACUGGCACUGCAACGGUGGUGAUUAAUGUUCUGGACCGCAAUGACAACGACCCUAAGUUCAUGCUAAGCGGCUACAGCUUCUCUGUCAACGAGAACAUGGCUCCGCUCAAUCCUGUUGGCGUUGUGACCGUCACCGAUGCCGAUAAAGGUGAGAACGCCCGCGUGAGGCUGUUUGUGGAACCGGACAAUGGCAAGUUUGUAAUCCAGAACGGCACUGGAACCAUCCUGUCCAGCAUCUCCUUCGACCGCGAGAAGGAGAGCACCUACACAUUCCGUCUGAAGGCCGUGGAUGCUGGUGACCCACCUCGAUCCUCCUAUGUGGGUGUUACCAUCAAUGUCCUGGACGAGAAUGAUAACUCCCCCUAUGUCACCAAACCAGCUAACUCCUCCUACACAUACAUGUCACCUGUCACCCCGCCAGACACCCGUGUGGAAGUGGUCGAGGCUGAGGACAUUGACUCUGGACCCAAUGCUGAGCUGUCCUACACCAUCACAGGAGGCAACCCGUAUGGCCUGUUCCACAUCUCUCCCAACAGCGGGGAAAUCACACUGGCGCAGGAAUUCACCGGCAAGCACAAUGGCCUGCACCGCCUGGUAAUAAAGGUCAGCGAUAAAGGCAAACCGGCCCGCCACACCACCGCCCUAGUCCACGUUUUUGUCAAUGACACCAAGUCCAAUGUGUCCCUCAUUGAAGCGCUGGUGGGCCACAGCCUCUACACCCCUCUGGACAGGGACAUUGCCGGAGAUCCCAACUACGCCCUUGCUCAGCGCAGCAACAUCCUGUACGGCAGCCUCGCGGGUAUUGCUGGUGUGAUUCUGGUCAUUGUGGCUGUGGUGGUCAUCAGACACCGACUGCAGAAGGACACCAAGAGCGGCUACCAGGCUGGCAAGAAGGAGAGCAAGGACCUGUACGCUCCCAAGCAGGGCCCCAAAAAUGGCAAAGGGAAAAAGAGCAAAAAAGGAAAAGCUCCGAAACCGGCCAAGCCACUGGAGGAAGACGAGGAGGCCAGCCUGCAGAAGGGCCUCAAGUUCAACCUCAUCAACGACAACGUCAACGACAGUCCCAGAAUCCACCUGCCCCUUAACUACCCGCCGGGAAGCCCCGACCUGGGCCGCCACUACCGCUCCAACUCCCCCCUACCCUCCAUCCAGCUGCAGCCACAGUCACCCUCCGCCUCCAAGAAGCACCAGGCCGUUCAGGACCUCCCCGCCACCAACACCUUCGUGGGAACGGGCGACAACAACUCCACAGGCUCAGACCAAUAUUCGGAUUACAGCUACAAGGCCAACCCGCCCAAAUACAGCAGCAAACAGCUCCCCCACCGCCGAGUGACCUUCUCCACGGCCAAUCAGGCGCAGGACCUGCAGGACGCGUCCCAGCACAGCUACUACGACAGCGGCCUGGAGGAGUCGGAGACGCCCAGCUCCAAGUCGUCGUCAGGGCCGCGGAUCGGGCCGCUGGCGCUCCCGGAGGACCACUACGAGCGGACCACGCCUGAUGGCAGCAUCGGCGAGAUGGAGCACCCGGAGAACGACCUCAGGCCUCUUCCCGACGUGGCAAUGACCGGUAACUGCACACACGAGUGCACCGAGUUUGGCCACUCCGACUCCUGCUGGAUGCCCGGCGAGCCUUCCCCCAACCGCAAGGUGCCCAAGAACGCCCCCAAGCUCUCCACCUUUGUGCCUUACCAGGAGAUAGACGGGCAAGAGCAGCUGAUGGCCAACGGCAGCCCCAAGCCCCUGACAAUGGAGGAGCGCGGGACGGGCAGUGGCGGCGGCAGCAGUUCCAAAGUGGCCAACAUGCGGUUCAUGACGCCUUACAGCAGUGCCUACCCUGGGGGCGGAGACUCGUCUGGCAAAGACUGUGGGCUGGAGGAGAUCCCGCUGAGCCAGGCGGUGGAGUACCACUCGGCCACCACUCCGACCGGCCAGACCUCCAAGAGGGAGAUCUACCUGUGAGGGCGCAGCUCUCCACCUUAAAACCCCCAACCCCUUCCCUACGCUCCUCCUCAUCUCCCCGUCGCUACUCGCCACCUCCUGUCCCGCCCCCUCACUGCAGCCCCCUGUGCCUAUUACUCGCUGUGCCGCAGCACCGACUCCCCCUUCUUCCUUUUUAUAACUGUAUCCACCGUACAAGGCUUUAGAUCCUCGUCCACCUCGCCCGCCGC
Messenger RNA from Micropterus dolomieu (smallmouth bass), 4584 nucleotides. It is a transcript of the gene pcdh1b, whose product is annotated as protocadherin 1b. The coding region runs from base 737 to 4375 and encodes 1212 amino acids. Lineage: Eukaryota; Metazoa; Chordata; Actinopteri; Centrarchiformes; Centrarchidae. Gene Ontology annotation, molecular function: calcium ion binding. Gene Ontology annotation, biological process: homophilic cell-cell adhesion. The record is from RefSeq and is a predicted model, not a curated record. Gene Ontology annotation, cellular component: plasma membrane. The transcript is spliced from 7 exons.